ACUUUAACCCGUUUUUGUGUAUUCGGCUCGUAUAAAUGAUCCUUGAAGCCUAUUUUAUGCGGAAAAAAACAAUGUCAUUGUCAGAGCCGUAAAAUAAGUAUUUCAAAAUUGAAUGUCAGACCAAUUUUCAAUAUUUUUCAUUGCGAGAAUAAAAUAAACAUUCCAAGUAUAUAAAAGUUACAAAAAUCAAAAUGAAUGUGAUACAGGCAGUAAAGAUGUAUAUAACAAAGAUGACGGAGGAGAGCGGGCCAGGAAUGAAAGUUAUUCUAAUGGAUAAAGAAACAACAAGCAUAGUUAGCAUGGUAUUCAGCCAAUCGGAAAUCCUUCAAAAGGAGGUGUACCUGUUUGAACGCAUCGACAGCCAUUCUAAGUGGGACAACCUAAAACACAUGAAGUGCAUCGCGUUUCUGAGGCCCACGUCCGAGAACAUUGCAUUAUUGUCUAGGGAGUUACGGUAUCCGAAAUAUGGAGUUUAUUUCAUAUAUUUCAGCAAUGUGAUCUCCAAAGCGGACGUGAAGACCCUCGCAGAGUGCGACGAGCAGGAGACGGUGCGGGAGGUGCAGGAGGUGUUCGCGGACUACUUGGCCGUGGACAGGCAUCUGUUCUCUUUCAACAUUGUAGGCUGUCUACAAGGUCGCUUAUGGAACCAAGCGCACCUCCAGCGCUGCUCUCAAGGCUUACUGUCACUGUUACUAUCCCUCAAACGGCGUUGCGUGGUCCGCUACGAAGCGGCUUCGGAGCCCUGCGCCAGGCUAGCGGAACGUGUACGCGAUCUGCUUCGGAGGGAGGCCGUGUUGAUAGACAACAACAUACCGUUCAACGGGGAGAUUCCCACACCGCAGCUGUUGAUAAUUGACAGGCGGGAUGAUCCUGUCACACCGUUAUUGAAUCAGUGGACGUAUCAAGCCAUGGUGCAUGAGUUGCUCACCAUCAAUAAUAACCGGGUGAGUCUGGCGCACGUGCCCGAUGUUCACAAGGACUUCAAGGAGGUGGUAUUGGCUUCUGAACAAGACGAGUUUUAUGCUAAGAAUCUGUAUUCGAACUUCGGCGAAAUCGGUCAGACCAUGAAAUCUUUGAUGGACGAGUUCCAGAAGAAGGCCAAGAGCCAUCAGAAAGUGGAGAGCAUCGCUGACAUGAAGAACUUUGUUGAGACUUACCCCUUGUUCAAGAAAAUGUCCGGCACUGUGACGAAGCACGUGACGGUGGUGGGCGAGCUGUCGGCGGCGGUGGGCCGGCGCGGCCUGCUCGACGUGUCGGAGCUGGAGCAGGAGCUGGCAUGCACCAGCGACCACGCCAAACAUCUGCAGCGCCUGCGCGCCCUGAUCUCCAACCCUUCAGUGUGCGACCACGACGCGGCCAAGCUGGUCGCACUGUACGCGCUGCGGUACGAGAAACACGCCAGCAACGCCCUGCCCGCCCUCACGGAGGCGCUGAAGGCGCGGGGGUGCCCGGAGCCGCUGGUGAGGGCCGCGCUCUCCGUGCUGGAGUACGGCGGCGCGCACGCAAGGCAGAGCGACCUGUUUGGACUGCAGGACGCCGCCAAGAUCACUAAAAGACUGUUCAAGGGUCUCCAAGGCGUAGAAAAUAUUUACACACAGCACACGCCCCUUCUAAAAGACACAUUGGAAGACCUAAUAAAAGGAAAGCUCAGAGAAAAUCUAUAUCCUACCUUGGGAGGCGACGAUAGCGGCUACGGCCGGAAACCGCAAGACAUCAUAGUUUUUAUCGUAGGUGGCGCCACUUACGAGGAGUCGUACUGCGUCCAUCAGAUAAACCAAGCGUACCCGGGUGUCAGAGUAGUGUUGGGAGGCACGACUAUACAUAAUUCAACGUCGUUCUUGGAGGAGGUGAAGGCUGCGAUGCAGGGCGUGUAUAGGACGCAUACUAAGCAUAUUAAAAAUGUUUAAAUGUUAUGAUCGAGACGGUAGAAGAUAGAGAAAUGCCGUGUGGUUCCCGGCACCAAUUAAGACAGUACCAUUCCAUCUCUUUCCUAUGGAUGUCGUAAAAGGCGAGUGAGGGAUAGGCUUAUAAACUUGGGAUUCUACUUGUAGGCGAUGGGCUAGCAACCUGUCACUAUUUAUAUCUCAAUUUUAUCAUUGAGCCAAACAGCUGAGCGUGGUCUAUCAGCCAUUCAAGACUUCUGGCACUGUCUACCCCGCAAGACGUGAUUAUAUGUAUGUAUUAAAUAGAUCCUUUUGUACAUACUGGUUUUUGAUAAGUCUGAGAUGGACAUAGACACAAAUUUCAGAUGCCCCUGCGCAAGGAUGAAACGCAAAAUCGCGAAACUUUCCACAUUUUUGUAUAUGUAGGUACGUCCUUCGCCUACAUAUACUAAUCUAAAUUAAAUAAAAUAGACAAUUGGUCGUGGCGUGCAAAUAUCUUCCUUUCAUUAACAAAAUGAUUUCGACGUAAAAUUUCGCCAAAGUAUAAAAUUAUUAUUUGAAACUACUUAGAGAACAAUUGGAAGGCUAAUCCUAAAGAAAUACCAUUCCAUUAUCUACUAAUUUGAUUGUUCCGGUUGGGCGCAUUAUGU
This is a messenger RNA of Amyelois transitella, 2533 nucleotides long. RefSeq names its product vacuolar protein sorting-associated protein 45 (gene Vps45). Bases 192 to 1907 code for a protein of 571 amino acids. Gene Ontology annotation, cellular component: Golgi membrane. Gene Ontology annotation, biological process: intracellular protein transport; vesicle-mediated transport. NCBI's taxonomy places the organism in Eukaryota, Metazoa, Arthropoda, Insecta, Lepidoptera, Pyralidae. The record is from RefSeq and is a predicted model, not a curated record. The transcript has 9 exons.